UUCCCGUCAGUGAACGUUUGUGUUACAAGAUUACAUGUAACCGGCUCCAACAGUAGUAAUGUAGGAGCAGUGUGAAUAUUUUGCUUUUAUGAGCGCUAGCUGGUCCCUGGCGUAGCUGAGCUGACAGGUUUGGUGUUGGCUAUAGAGUAGAUGGAAUGCCAAAAUAGCGAGUCAGCUAGCCUUUACAUCUAGCUUGCUGUUAACCUGGUCCAGCGUGUCAGGCUUACUUCGCGUCAGUCCAGCGAGAACGGGGAAAUGACCUCAGCCUCCACAAAAGUUGGGGAGAUCUUCUCUGCAGCAGGAGCUGCCUUCACAAAGCUAGGAGAGCUCACCAUGCAGCUGCACCCAGUGGCGGACUCCAGCCCUGCAGGCUCCAGUGCCCCAAACAAGACCACGGUGAAAAGGAAGUUGUAUGAAGACAGUGGUGUGACCAUCUCCUCUGAAAUGUCGAAAAAGACCCUCAAGAAGCCUACUGCAGUGGUCACCGUGGCUGCCCAGGACCCCCAGAGUGUCCUCACCAUGCCAGCAUCAAACUAUGUGGCGACCUCAGGGCUGCAGGGCACUUCUUCUACCCAGCUGCCCCUGAAGAAGCAGAAAACUGCAGAUGUGACACUCAGUGCUCUGAAUGACUCUGAUGUCAACAGUGAUCUGGUGGACAUUGAGGGACUUGGAGAGGGUUCCAACUCCAAAAAACUCAACAACUUUGAUCAAGAUAACCUGAACCUGGACUCCAGCCUCAUCAUGAACUCCACCGACCUUCCCCUGCUUUCCCACUGACCUCCAUCCUGCUCUCAGCUGUUCAUGUGGGGCACAUACAUCACUGCUGCUUUUUAUCAGGAAUUAGUGAUAGUUUGGCAGAAGAGAGAACUUUUAUUGGUGUUGUCUUUCCUUUUAAUUGACCUGUACUGACUUUUGCUUUCUGGAAAAGACAAGAACAUGAUUUUACUGAAAGAUCUCACCGACCCUCAUGCACCAUGAAUUGCUUUCCUCCUCUUCUCAAGGCAGAAGGCAAUGAACGAGUGUAACAGAAAUGUUUGGAAAUCUGACAAAAGCUGUAGCUAGAAAAUAAAACACCUGUUUCCUGCU
This is a messenger RNA of Lampris incognitus (smalleye Pacific opah), 1086 nucleotides long. RefSeq lists its product as uncharacterized. Gene Ontology annotation, cellular component: NURF complex; MLL1 complex. The coding region runs from base 256 to 777 and encodes 173 amino acids. The transcript has 5 exons. The record is from RefSeq and is a predicted model, not a curated record. NCBI's taxonomy places the organism in Eukaryota, Metazoa, Chordata, Actinopteri, Lampriformes, Lampridae.